GUGUCCAUCUAUGGAGGUGAGCACCAUGUCCCCAUCUCCUGCCUCACCUUCUGAAAGAGACGAUCUGUGUGAGAUUCAUGUCCCCAGCGUGGCCAUCCACAGUGUGACACUGCUCAUCUGCCUCUGUGGGCUGGCUGGGAACGGGGCUGUCAUCGGCCUCCUCAGCCUGAAAAGUAGGAACGCUGGCAUCUUUGACCUGGCUGUCAUUGACUUCCUCUUUCUACUCUUUGCGGUCCCCUCCGCCCUGCUCUUCCUGGUGGAGGACGUGUCCUGCUCUCCUAUCAUGCCCUUGAUGUACGUGAACUUCAUUUUCCAGCUGUCAUUGGUCUCCUACUACUGGGUGCUGUUCCGGCUGAUGAGCAGCAUCCCUGUGCUGUAUAUGCAGAAGCUCUGCAAGCUCUGCUGCCGCUGGGACAUUCCCAAGCGCCUCCUGUGGGUGCUGGACACUGUCCAAUACUGGGCCAUCUUUGCUCUCUUCACUGUCAUUCCCACGGUGACAUUCCUGUGCCCAUCCCACAAGCAGGACCACUGCCGGGCAGCUCUCAUCUCCAUGUACACCAUCAUCAUUCUCCUCUUUGCUGCACCCGUGGCUAUUUCGGGCACAAUCCUCCUCAUUAAGGCCAAGUGGGGCUGCCACCAGGAGCAACCGCAGCAACCCAAGAGGCGUGACAUCGUUACCUUCCUCAUUGUGCUUUUCACUCUCCUUCUCAUCCUCUGGAAUUUCCUGCACCAGCUCGGUUACAUCGCUGUGUCCUCACAGGUGGUUUUCCUGCUCACCUGCAUCCACAGCAGCAUCAAACCCUUCAUCUUCUUCUUGGCAGGGAGGUGUUGGAUGCCCUGCUCCAUGGAGUCCCUCCAGCUCUCCCUCCAGAGGGUCUUUGAGGAGCCAAAAGAAAAAAAAGCCCGCAGAAAUUAUCCCACCAUGGACACAGGGGUCUGAGCCUGCU
This is a messenger RNA of Motacilla alba alba, 947 nucleotides long. RefSeq names its product mas-related G-protein coupled receptor member H-like. The record is from RefSeq and is a predicted model, not a curated record. Lineage: Eukaryota; Metazoa; Chordata; Aves; Passeriformes; Motacillidae. The coding region runs from base 11 to 940 and encodes 309 amino acids. Gene Ontology annotation, molecular function: G protein-coupled receptor activity. Gene Ontology annotation, cellular component: membrane. The transcript has a single exon. Gene Ontology annotation, biological process: G protein-coupled receptor signaling pathway.